Molecule: messenger RNA, 1482 nt
Organism: Caenorhabditis elegans
Lineage: Eukaryota; Metazoa; Nematoda; Chromadorea; Rhabditida; Rhabditidae
Gene: Y4C6A.3
Product: RING-type domain-containing protein
Exons: 6
Coding region: 337-1329 (330 amino acids)
Source: RefSeq, marked reviewed
GAGAGGAAAAUGCUGCAUUUAAUGUCAUCGUUUUUCUACAUAUUCUUCACUUCGUGUGCAACAAUUCACGUUUUGUUCUUGUGCGGGAAGAAAAAGACAGGCGGUAGCAAGUUGGAAAACUCGGAAACAAGUACAAAAGUGGAAAAACUGGAAAAAGUGAUAAAGGAGGCGACCCGAUUCCAGCAUCAAAGGCUCCAGAUGCCCCACCAGCUCCUGCUCCUGCUGCUCCAAAUGCAAAACCUACAAUGGCAGAUCGAUAACCGCGGGCGGAUGGGCACUUUCAUUGAGAGAGGUCUCACGCUCACUCUCAAUUUCCGCUCUUCUCCACCCGUCAACAUGGAUCAAAUCCACAAAUAUCCAAGAUAUUCCCAAUGUUUUGAUAUUCCUUUGACUAUUCUCGCAGCUUUUAUCUGCUACCAAUUUGAACUAAUCGAUGUAACAUAUUCAAAAGAAUUUUCGGAUAGAAUUAAGGAUGGAAUUCAAAAGGAUCUACUGCGUUUUAUCCCCUACGCACUUGUUUUCAUCACUAUGUUCACUGGAAUUCUCAAAAUUGGAAUUGUGGCAUACGAUUGGAAGUUCAAGACUGAAGAUUUGGAGAAAUGUAAACGAGACUAUGCGAUUGGAAUUGUCGUAAUUUAUUUAAUUUCAAUGUAUCCAUUGAUUUUAAUGUUUUUACCUAUUACCCACAUAGGAGUCCCCGUGUGUAUCUACAUUGCAUUGCACAUCGUCUUUGCAUUGUACUACUUCUUGUUCAUCUGGAAUGUUGAGUCAUCGUACCCUCGGAUGAAACGAACAGUUGAAUGGAAAGAGUUUGUUAUUCUAACAAUUUUCUUUCACGCUCUUAUCAUUCCAACAUUCUUCACUUUCCUGUAUUUCGGAAUGUAUAGAAAUAUGCUGCUGAUGGUUCUCACUGAUAUCUUCUGCACACCUACAUGCUUUCUCAAUUUGGUACCAUUUGUGAUAGUUCUUGAAGAAACAAAUGAAAGAAAUUCAAAGAAACUGCCUGAUAUCGAGAUGGUUCUACUUGGUGGCACUGUUCGAAGCAAUACUGAUGUUUCAGUGGAAAAUGGAGUCUCAAGAGAAUCAAACCGUCCAACUUGUGCAAUUUGUUCAACAAAAUACAGUAAGAAUUGCUCUACCCAAACCCCGCGAAUUCUCGACAAAUGUGGACAUACUUUGUGUGAAGGAUGUAUUCAAAAUAUUCUGAAACACAGCAAUCAAAUCUCGUGUCCAAUCUGUAAAUCUGUUACAGUAAUCAAUGAGUGUACAUGCAAAAUCGGCCAAUUCGCCAAAAACUACGGAGUCCUUCAACUUGUCCAGGAAAAUUAAAUGAAACCGUUUCCGUCUGCAAUUAUUUUGUCCCUGUUAUUUUUUAGAGCCCUUUUCAUGCACUGAACAUUUUUCCCUGUUCUUUUUGCUACAAAAUCAAUGACCAAUACGUUUUAAUCAGAGUUACUCCGCAUAAUAAAAAUUUAAUGUUUU